ACUGCACAAGCUAUAGCUGAAAAGAAAGUGCUUGUGGGUGAAAUGAGGAUUUUCGAGGCGUUCGUAAAAAAUCUCGAAUCGACUUCAGUUGAUGAACGUAUACUCAGGGUAUUCAAUGAGCUUCUAGCAUCAGACAUCAAUUGGUAUUCACGCAAUGCACAAGGCAUUCUGACGAGUGAAUCUUUGGAGCAUCUCGCUCGACACGGACCACUGGAGAUUCUGAACGCGUUGAAAGAGCGUUUAGUUGAGCAUCCAGACCCGAACAGCGAUGAUGUUCAGUUCUCGAAUGGUAACGAGAAUCCACUAGUGGGAAUUGUUGAAUACUGGAUAGAAUCAGGUAUUCCUAUUUCAUCAACUUACAACUAA
Anisakis simplex (herring worm) is the source of this 366-nucleotide messenger RNA. The record is from the annotation of a GenBank genome assembly. NCBI's taxonomy places the organism in Eukaryota, Metazoa, Nematoda, Chromadorea, Rhabditida, Anisakidae.